AUGAGCUCGAAUCCCUUCGACCGCCGCGUUCAUGACCACUUGGCGAUCAUCUACCACAUCGCUGUGGACUUGCAUUUUCGAGUGACGCUUGUGGACGAGCAAUGCCAUGAGCUACGGAAGAGUCUACAACUGUGCACGAGACUCGAGCCUAACCACGCGACGGCGCGCGGGAGCAAGAGAGAAACCGACGUGGAGUCGAAGGGACCCAUUGUGGACGAACAUGUCGUCGCGGCCGAAGCAGCGUUGCAGGAAGCUUUGCAGCGCGCAAGAUCCAUUCGAAAUGCGCAAGUCAAGCAGCAUGGUCGACCAAUAGCGGGUUCAUCUUCUGCGGGGCUAGCCACUCCACAACAGCCAUCACCACCCUCGGUGACAGGUGCGCCACCAAUAGUCGGCGAUGGCACGGACACUAUAGUAUCUCCUCCGGACGAUCAACACUGUCCCCGACGUCGCCACCAACAGCUCCCUCGACAUGUUGUUGCCCGCAUGGGCGAAGUCGCUGACCAGAUGGCUAUCUGGUCAUCUCAAGAUUCCCCAGCUCGGACGUUCCUCGGCAAGUUGAACCAACUGCUCUCCACACGGGACACAUCCCCACCUAGCGCCGACACCGACAUACCACCGCCGCGCAUUCCGUAUCGGGAGCAGGUGUUCCGACUGCAGUAUGCGUACAAGCGAAUCCUCCAUGUCCUGCACGACAAAUGCCAGUCGUAUGCGCCGCCACCUGACGCCCCCCCGUCCCUCUCCCGGGUAUUCCCGGUAUGGUAUCGUCUACACAAGAUCAAGAAGCUCUUGGAUGAGAUGAACCAAGAGCUGUCGUCGGUGUUGAGGCGGGUCCCGCCGCCGCCUCAGUUAUCACCAGCCACCGCGCAGCGAAGCGCAUCAUUUCUGCAUGCCAUUCGAUCCAAGAAACCCCCACGCGGAGAAGUCGACAACUCCCAUUUGGUCGCUGCCGUGCAAGCCGUGGAUCCAACAUGGAGCGCGGAUGUGGCGGCGGUGUACGAAAAGCUACAGAAGGCAUGGGAGGCAAAGGAUUACGCCUCAUGCGUCCACGAGAUUGCUCGGGAUGAGAUAUCCAAGCUCGUCGUGCCACAUGUAGAGCACAUGCUGCAUGUAUCGACGGCGUCCAAAGGCGAAGUGGUGGAAGCACUCAUGCUACUGAGGCUGCUGCAUUCCGUCGCAUGCUGUGAUGGCUUGAUGCUUCGCAGCUUUGUUCGGGGAUGAUGGUGAUAAAUACAAAAGAG
Aphanomyces astaci is the source of this 1238-nucleotide messenger RNA. RefSeq lists its product as hypothetical. The transcript has 2 exons. Lineage: Eukaryota; Oomycota; Saprolegniomycetes; Saprolegniales; Verrucalvaceae. The record is from RefSeq and is a predicted model, not a curated record. Bases 1 to 1218 code for a protein of 405 amino acids.